Molecule: messenger RNA, 1179 nt
Organism: Penicillium paradoxum
Lineage: Eukaryota; Fungi; Ascomycota; Eurotiomycetes; Eurotiales; Aspergillaceae
Product: Ubiquitin supergroup
Exons: 1
Coding region: 1-1179 (392 amino acids)
Molecular function (GO): protein-folding chaperone binding
Source: RefSeq, a predicted model, not a curated record
AUGACUCUACUGCCCCCGACUAUCGCUCAGUCCACCUUGGGCGAGAAGUGCGCAGUCUACAUAGAUCACGUCACCGACAUUAUUCCCAUUCACCUGCACUCCCUGCGCUCCCAACUGGAUCCUAUUCUCACCUACCUGUCCACCACACCCCUCGGUCCCCUUGCGCAAAAACUGCCACUCGCUGCCGAAGACCAACUCCCUGCCCUCCUAGCAGCUAUCAUAGUCUGCUUGUUUACUGUCGCUGCGAUGAGUUGGCGCAACCCCUUUAGUAUGCUGCGUCGCUCGCCGAGCUACGCUCCCGCCACAAACCCGCAGGUUAGCGAUGAACACUUCAGCUAUAUCACCCCCGACGAUAUCGUGGACCCGCCCGUCGACGAUACCGAGCCGGAUAUAAUUGCCCUCCGCCACCGCGGCACCAUCUACCCACUUCAUUUCCGUGCCUACGCAAUUGACGACGGCGUGCUGACCAUCGGAGAUCUACGAGAAGCUGCGGCCAAGAGCACGGGCGCCGGACACCCAGACUGCGUGAGACUGCUCUACAAGGGCAAGUUGUUGAAGAACAACACACGGACAUGCAAAGCCGAAGGGAUCAAGCAGCACUCCGAGGUGUUGUGCGUGGUUUCCGAAGUAGGAGCAGGCUCUCCAAGCGAUGGCUCUGAUGACAACGGACAGAACAUCCCCGUCACCGCGUCAGCUCCAGUAGCUACACAGCCGUUCCACCCCAGUAGUGCAGAAGCAUCAUCACCUCCCACAUCGAGUGGGAAGAACAAGAGCUCGAGAAAGAAGAAGAACCGCAACGGCAAGAAGUCACCCGUUAACGCAGAGCCCCCGGCCCCCCCUCGGCCGCCUCGACCUACCUCUUCUGGCCGUUCAGGCAACCCGGCACUAGCGCCUAACCUCAAGUUGUUCCAUACCCCCUUGGACCAGGUCAAUGCUUUAGCUGGAUGGUUCAAGCAAGAGCUGGUGCCGCUUUGUGAAGAAUACGUCCUGGAUCCGCCUACCGACCCGAAGAAGCGGGAUUAUGAUUACAAGAGACUGAGCGAGACGAUUCUCGCACAGGUCAUGCUGAAGGCAGAUGGAAUUGAGCCGGACCAUGACAUGGCACGUGCUGCGCGACGAGCCCUCAUCAAAGAUGCACAGGCGAGUCUCAACAAACUGGAUUCAAUUGCAAAGCUAUAA